Molecule: messenger RNA, 1435 nt
Organism: Ochotona curzoniae (black-lipped pika)
Lineage: Eukaryota; Metazoa; Chordata; Mammalia; Lagomorpha; Ochotonidae
Gene: MAPK12
Product: mitogen-activated protein kinase 12
Exons: 12
Coding region: 25-1128 (367 amino acids)
Biological process (GO): protein phosphorylation; MAPK cascade
Cellular component (GO): nucleus; cytoplasm
Molecular function (GO): ATP binding; MAP kinase activity
Source: RefSeq, a predicted model, not a curated record
UGCUGGGGGCGGCCUUGGCCGGCCAUGAGCUCGCCGCCGCCCGCCCGCAAGGGCUUCUACCGCCAGGAGGUAACCAAGACCGCCUGGGAGGUGCGCGCCGUGUACCAGGACCUGCAGCCCGUGGGCUCGGGCGCCUAUGGCGCCGUGUGCUCGGCCGUGGACAGCCGCACCGGCGCCAAGGUGGCCAUCAAGAAGCUUUACCGGCCCUUCCAGUCGGAGCUGUUCGCCAAGCGCGCCUAUCGCGAACUGCGCCUGCUCCAGCACAUGCGCCACGAGAACGUGAUCGGCCUACUAGAUGUGUUCACACCGGACGAGAGCCUGGAUGACUUCACAGACUUCUAUCUGGUGAUGCCGUUCAUGGGCACCGACCUGGGCAAGCUCAUGAAACAUGAGAAGCUGAGCGAGGACCGCAUCCAGUUCCUGGUCUACCAGAUGCUGAAGGGGCUGAAGUAUAUCCACGCCGCUGGCAUCAUCCACAGGGACCUGAAGCCUGGUAACCUGGCCGUGAAUGAGGACUGCGAGCUGAAGAUCCUGGACUUCGGCCUGGCCAGGCAGGCUGACAGUGAGAUGACCGGUUAUGUGGUGACACGGUGGUACAGGGCUCCUGAGGUCAUCUUGAAUUGGAUGCACUACACACAGACAGUGGACAUCUGGUCAGCGGGCUGCAUCAUGGCUGAGAUGAUCACGGGCAAGACGCUAUUCAAAGGCAAUGACCACCUGGACCAGCUGAAGGAGAUCAUGAAGGUGACUGGGACACCGCCGGCUGAGUUUGUGCAGAAGCUGCAAAGUGCUGAUGCGAAGCAGUAUGUGCAGGGCCUCCCUGUGUGUGAGAGGAAGGACUUGUCCUCUGUGGUGACCAACGCAAGCCCCCUGGCUGUGGCGCUUCUGGAGAAGAUGCUGCUGUUGGAUGGGGACCAGCGGGUGACGGCAGCCGAGGCCCUGGCCCACCCCUACUUCGAGUCACUACAUGACACGGAGGACGAGCCCCAGCCUCAGAAGUAUGAUGAGUCGUUUGAUGACGUGGACCGCACCCUGGAUGAGUGGAAGAGUGUCACUUACAGGGAGGUUCUGCGCUUCAAGCCUCCGAGGCAGCUGGGAGCCAAGGUCUCCAAGGAGACGGCCCUGUGAUGACCCCCACUGGACCUUGGCUGGGGCUCAUGUCCCAAGACCCUCCAGGAUCUGUGGACCUCUGUGCUCCCUUAACCAGCCCCGGAGGAGCAUCCAGAUUCAAGCUGGACACAUCCUGGGCUGGACUUUGAACACAGGAACCUCUGCGCUGGCAAGGGUCAGGCUGUGUGCUGGCCUUGGAACCACAGAUGCCCAGCCCCCAAGGAGCAGGAAUGCAGGGACCCCACCCCUCCUGCACCCCACACUGUAAAUGGGGAUUUGGCAUGCCCAGGGGCCCGGAAGGGAAUAAAUAUGUUUGGGCCUCCCC